Orbicella faveolata is the source of this 1568-nucleotide messenger RNA. Its product is annotated as tRNA (cytidine(32)/guanosine(34)-2'-O)-methyltransferase-like. Gene Ontology annotation, biological process: tRNA methylation; cytoplasmic translation. The record is from RefSeq and is a predicted model, not a curated record. Gene Ontology annotation, molecular function: tRNA methyltransferase activity. Gene Ontology annotation, cellular component: cytoplasm. Lineage: Eukaryota; Metazoa; Cnidaria; Anthozoa; Scleractinia; Merulinidae.
UUGAGUGAAGAUCAAGAUGGGGCGUUCUUCUAAGGACAAAAGAGAUAUUUAUUACAGACUUGCGAAGGAAGAAGGCUGGAGAGCUAGAAGUGCAUUUAAAUUAUUGCAACUAAAUGACGACUUUAACUUGUUUAAUGGCGUUAACCGUGUAGUGGAUUUGUGCGCGGCACCCGGAAGCUGGAGUCAAGUACUGAGCAGAAAAUUGAUCCAAGAACGUCCAGAAGACAAGGACAAAGUCAAGAUUGUAGCGGUAGAUUUACAAGCCAUGGCUCCUCUCCCUGGCGUUAUACAGAUACAGGGUGACAUCACUAAACUCUCAACUGCUCAUGAAAUCAUCAGCCAUUUUGAAGGAGAAAAAGCUGAUUUGGUUAUUUGUGAUGGUGCUCCAGAUGUUACUGGGCUGCAUGAUAUUGAUGAAUACGUCCAGGGGCAACUCUUGCUUGCAGCACUUAAUAUUACCACACAUGUACUUAAACCUGGAGGAAACUUUGUUGCCAAAAUUUUUCGGGGAAAAGAUGUUGACAUUUUGUAUGGCCAGCUCAAGGUAUUUUUUCCCACUGUGUCAAUAUGUAAGCCAAGGAGCAGUCGUAGUUCAAGCAUUGAAUCUUUUGUGGUUUGUCAGAAUUACUCCCCACCAGCUGGAUAUGUGCCAACAAUGUGCAACCCUCUGCUUAUUGACCCAAAGCAGUUCAAAAGUCUGGAAGGAGUAAACAGGAUUAUUGUGCCCUUUAUAGCCUGUGGCGACCUUAGUGGUUACGAUGCAGACCAAACAUAUCCACUUGCGACUUCCAGUGGAGAAAAGGAAUAUCAGUCACUGUCACCUACCCAGGAACCAAUAAAUCCACCUUACAAAACUGCCUGUCUUCUUAAAAAAACUAACUGUUUAGCUUCUUCUGAGAACAUGGGGCAGGAGGCAAGUACUACAGUUGAAAAGAGUGACACAGAUGUUUUGAGCUAACAUUUGUGACAAAAGUGACAUGGUUGAAUUGUAGAAAUUCCGUCAGCUACCUAUGACUUAGAAUUGGUUGCAUAAUCUACAUGUAUAUAUAUUGUGCAGGACCAGCUAACACCAAGAGAUCAUUUUUGGGUGCAGCUAACACCAACAAGCAACAAAUUGCACUGUACAAAUGAGAAAAACAGUAGUGGACAGUUAUAGUGACAUUUAUAGUCAUGUAGUGACUCGAUUGUUUUUUUAGCUUUAAUCUGUUAUGACAGUGUUGUGCAAAGUAUAAAGUUGCAAAAGUAAUGACCCUCGUUUAAUAUUUCCUGAUUUGGCUUUCGUCACUACUUUCAACUUUUGAAUGGUUGCAACUUUCGUGUAGCUAAAGCAUGUACCACAUGAGUGGUAUAGGUGGCUUGUUGGGCCUGUAGCCAAUCAGAAGGCCGGAUUUAGCCCACGUGACCGCUCUCGACCAAUUAGAAGGCCGGAUUUCAUCCAAGAUGGCCGAACUGAAGAUUCUGCCCUAGUCUCCUCUUUGGGAAAAGUUCCAGUCAAAACGUGGAACCAAUCAAAAGGCUGGAUUGGGUGCAUGUGACCCAGUAAAUGACAUAAGCAAAGUAGACACUAA